GCUUCGCCAUCUACAUCAUCAACAACGCCGGUGAUAUCCAUGACUUCUACGACGUUGAGGAGGAGAAGAUCGGCGAGGGCUCCUUCGGACGGGUGGUAAAGUGCACCAACCUCUCCACGGGUGCGGAGCGGGCAGUGAAGAUGCUUCGGAAGGUCAGAAGGAAGUCCCAACUCGUGAUGUUCCAGAACGAGCUCUCCACGCUGAAGAUGCUGGACCACCCUCACAUCGUCAAGCUGUAUGAGCACUUCGAGGAUCGGAAGUUCAUGUACAUCGUCAUGGAGUACUGCAAGGGCGGCGAGCUCUUCGACCGGUUGCUCGAAGCGGGCCACUUCACCGAAGGACAAGCGGCCAUUAUCAUGCAGCAGAUCUUCCGCGGCGUGUACUACUUGCACACCAUGAAG
This is a messenger RNA of Symbiodinium necroappetens, 401 nucleotides long. The record is from the annotation of a GenBank genome assembly. Lineage: Eukaryota; Dinophyceae; Suessiales; Symbiodiniaceae.